Molecule: messenger RNA, 318 nt
Organism: Protopolystoma xenopodis
Lineage: Eukaryota; Metazoa; Platyhelminthes; Monogenea; Polystomatidea; Polystomatidae
Source: the annotation of a GenBank genome assembly
AUGUCUGUUACGCGACUACCAGAGCCUCGUGUGGCGGUUGGCCCCGACACUGGGGCUCCGACGACUCGAGCCGGAUUGACUGAGCUGUCAAAGCCUUGCGAUCUUCCUCGGUUCGUGGCCAGGCCGAGGGCCAUAGACAUAGACAGGCAAUGGUACUUUUUGGCAAUUGAUCCCGUUUUGGGCAUGUCAGAGACCCCGGCAGGCCUGACAGACCGGGCAGGCCAGGACAGACUUACCAAAAGCCUAUUCCGGGCAUCCGAAAUGGCCAAAGGGGCACAUCAGGAGGUGUGGCCAGUAGAUGGUCGGAUGCACAUGUAA